Messenger RNA from Plasmodium yoelii, 948 nucleotides. Its product is annotated as PIR protein. The record is from RefSeq and is a predicted model, not a curated record. Bases 1 to 948 code for a protein of 315 amino acids. Lineage: Eukaryota; Apicomplexa; Aconoidasida; Haemosporida; Plasmodiidae. The transcript is spliced from 3 exons.
AUGGCUGACCGUUUGUGCAAUAAUUUUGAUACUUUGUGGAAGAUUUUUCCCGAUGAAUUGAAUAAUUCUGGAAAUUAUAAUUUUCCAAAUGGAUUAUUUAAGAAAUAUUGUUCUAGUGAAAAAUGCGAGGGUGAUGUCAAUAUAGUUAACGCUGGUUGUUUAUGGUUAUUUAAUGAAUUUUUCGGUAAAACUGGUACUUCAUCGUAUCAUGAUGUUUAUAAGGAUGUGACUAUGUGUAUUAUGAUAUGGUUAAGUUAUAAAUUAAGUCUAAAGACAUUUAAUAACAUCACCACAUUAAAGGAUUUUUAUUCUAAUUAUAUAGAAAAUAACAAAGAGUACACUAAGGAUAAACUUAAUGAUGAAACGUAUAGCAGUUAUAAGGAAAUCAUAGAUGAAAUAAAGGAAUAUAUGAAUAUUGAUAUUAUUAAUAUUUCUAAAUUUUAUAAAUUACUUAAAUUAUUAUGUGAUAUGAAUACUUCUUAUAAAAAUAAUAAUAGUAGCAAAAUUUCAGAAGAUGGUAAUAAAUUUGUUGAUGAAUAUCAAAAACUUUUUGAUGAUGAUAAUAAUAAUGGUGACAAUUCGUACAAUAAAGUAUUACUUGUUUUAUCCAAUUGGUAUAAUAAUUUUGGAAAAGGCACUCGUUAUAAUAAUACAUCAAUAAAUCUUACUCCAUUACCAACAAAAAAAACACCCAAAAAAGAUAAUGUAGAAAGUUCUAAAGAAACUAAAACAACUGAAUCCUCGAAUGAAGCAGGAAAAUCAGAUAUUGCAACGAUAACUCUAAGUCAAAAUACUGCAUUAUCAGAUUCAUCACUAGUAAGUAAAUUAAUUAUAGUUUUAUCGAUAUUUGGUGCAAUAGCAAUUUUUUUAGGAAUUUCUUAUAAGUAUUCGUUAUUUGGAUUUCGGAAACGAUCUCAAAAACAUUUAAGAGAAAAGCUAAAAAAAUAA